GUCUGUCAGUUCCUGCAAAUGACACACUGACAGCUGCUGCCUUACCCAGCCUGUACCAACCUGCUGUACUUACCUGCUUGGUGGAUCGCUGAUGGAAAGUUAAGGAAGUUUGCUGAAGACUGAACGUUCUUAGAGGGAGACCCUCAAAGGGGGUUUCAACCCCUGACACCCCACCAUCCAGCCCAUCUUCAGAACCCCACCUCCUGAACCCGCCCUGCUGAGGUCACUUCCUGAGAGAAGUAGGAGGAGCCAAAGAUCAGUGGAUUGGUGGACCGUUGGACGUGACAAAACCUGUCUAAAACUUUGUUCUUACUUGGCCAACACCCCUUUUGACCGGUUCUCCUCUGGAAAAUGGCCAGGGCAGUUCAGACUAACCGGUUCUACAGCAACUGGCAGCCAAAGGUGGGAGGUGAAUCUGCUGUGGGCCAUGUGUUUCUGGUGAGGUCUCAUCGUCUGCCAAAAUGAGGCUGAUGCCCGGCUCGCCUCGACCCAUCCUGCCAGCCAUCCUGGCUCUCACCUUAGCCGCCUUCUUACCUCAGCUGUCCUCGGGAGCCACACCGUUCCCCCAAGACCUGGAACCAAUCAGCAUCGUGGGCAGAGAAUCCUCCUACCUCUACCCCAGCUUCCAGGGACUCAUGUCGGACAAUGACACCGUCCGCCUGGGCCUAGACUUCCAGAGGAUGCUGAGGAUCAACCACAUGCUCUACAUCGCUGCCCGGGACCAUGUGUUUGCCGUCAAUCUUGCCACAUCAUCUGAGCAGAUAAUCCCACAGCAGAAACUGACUUGGAAGACGAAGGAUGUGGAGAAGUGCACUGUGAGAGGGAAAAACAGCGACGAAUGUUACAACUACAUCAAAGUGCUGGUGCCACGCAAUGACGAGACACUUUUCGCCUGCGGCACCAACGCCUUCAAUCCCACCUGCCGUAACUAUAAGAUGUCGACACUGGAGCAGGAAGGAGAGGAGGUUGUGGGACAAGCCCGAUGUCCCUUCGAGUCCCGCCAGUCCAACGUCGGCCUGUUUGCAGGUGGUGAUUUCUACUCGGCCACUAUGACAGACUUCCUGGCGAGCGAUGCAGUGAUUUACCGCAGUCUGGGAGAAAGUAGCCCUGUUCUGCGUACUGUCAAGUAUGACUCCAAAUGGUUGCGAGAGCCCCAUUUCCUCCACGCUAUUGAGUACGGGAACUAUGUGUACUUUUUCUUCAGCGAGAUCGCAGUGGAGUACACCACUCUUGGCAAGGUGGUCUUCUCCAGAGUCGCACGUGUUUGCAAGAAUGACAACGGGGGUUCUCCGAGGGUGCUGGAACGUUACUGGACGUCGUUCCUCAAAGCCCGACUGAACUGCUCUGUACCGGGUGACUCCUUCUUCUACUUUGAUGUUCUACAGUCGCUGACAAACGUGCUGCAGAUCAACCACCGGCCUGCCGUGCUUGGCGUCUUCACCACACAGGCAAACAGCAUCACUGGCUCGGCAGUCUGUGCUUUCUACAUGGACGACAUAGAGAAGGCCUUCAGUGGCAAAUUUAAAGAGCAGAGGAACAGUGAGUCGGCGUGGACACCUGUUCCCGAGGAGCAGGUCCCAAAACCAAGACCGGGAUGCUGCGCCGGUGAGGGCUCAGCGGCCGCCUACAAGUCAUCCACCACCUUCCCCGAUGACACCCUGACUUUCAUCAAGUCGUACCCACUCAUGGACGAGUCCGUUCCCUCAGUCAACGACAGACCCUACUUCACCCGUACCACAAGCAGAUUCAAGUUGACCCAGAUAGCGGUGGACACGUCUGCAGGGCCGUAUAAGAACUACACAGUGGUAUUUCUGGGCUCAGACAACGGCCAUGUGCUGAAGAUCCUGGCCAGCACCGAGGGAGCCAACGCAUCCUUCAGCACCCAACUCCUGGAGGACAUUGACGUCUACAACCCAAACAAAUGCAACGUGCAGGCGGAGGACAGGAGGGUGCUGGGUCUCGAGUUGGAUCGGGAUCAUCAUGCGUUGUUCGUGGCAUUCUCCAGCUGUGUGAUCCGUGUGCCGCUGAGCCGCUGCUCUGACUACAGCACCUGCAAGAAAAGCUGCCUGUCUUCACGGGACCCGUACUGCAUUUGGCUCAAGUCAGGAAGCUGUGCCACAGUCUCACCUGGCUUCAAAGGCGGGUUUGAACAGGAUGUGGAGAACGGUUACCAUCAGCACCCGGAUACCUGCCACGAUGUCCUGGCAACAACUCGCAAGCAAAACACGGCGCUAGAUUCAGCGUAUGGGAAGACCACACCCACAAGCGCCAGCACAACCUAUCAUGGGGCGGCAUUCCCAAAGGAGGCAGGUGACACUGAAAGAGGUACAGGUCCUGAUGGCCCUCCCCCCGUGGGGGAACAAGGGUCACCUGACUCGGAGCCAAUCAGUGUGGAGAUGGAGGGUGUGAGGCGACCGCCAGAGCUGGAGAAGACCAAUCACAGUGUCCAUUAUACUCUCCUGAUCGCUUGUGUUUUGGUGGCCUUUGUCCUUGGCGCCUUCCUCUCUGGCUUUCUGGUCUCCUGCUACUGCAACCACACAGGCCACAAGACCAAGAAGUUGUCUAAAGAUCCCGAGGCCCCUAUACCGCAUGCCCUGUCCCUUCGCAGUUUGGCGAAGCUCAAUGGCCUUCUGGACAGUCAGAGUAAGGACGACAAGCUGGAGGUCUCAUCUCCAAAGAUCUACAACUCUUUCUUCGCCAGCAGCAAGGAGCAUCACCCACCAAGGAGAAACGGCCAUCCCGGAAUGACAAUGGGAGACCUGGUCCAUCCCCACCACCACCACCACCACCUCCACCAUUCUUCAGAGCUGUCUGGUCUGCCUACACCAGACUCGACCCCAGAACUGCCCAUCAAAAGCAUGAAAGCCUUCAAGAACCAGUGGGAGAAGAACCAGAAUUGCAACAAUGCCAAGGAACCAAAGUCCCACAACAUUGGCUCUAGGCCCAGCUCAGCCCUACUUCAUCAACAGGUCUUCCCGUACUCCCAUGGUCUGUCCAAUGGGCAGCCACUAGUUGGUCACCUCCAUCCGGAAGAACGCAAAAUCCAUAAUGUUGAACGUGUGUUAUCUCAGCAGCCUUACCCUGGUUACUCUCAGAAGGUGAUGGAGGUAACCUCUUUGGAUGAGCUCCUGAAGCACAUCCACGAUGCAAGCAGCAGCAAGAACUCCCAGUUAAUGAGCCCAUCUGGUCUGAUGGCCAGCGGUGGUGGAGGUCAGCUAGCAUUCGCCAACCGCAUCCAACCUCAGAUUCCUGAGACAGAAUCAGCCCCCUACUACAGCUCAUCCACUUUGCCCCGAGACAGCCUCACCCGACGCAUGGAUGUUCCACCGGACAUUCCCCCACACCACCAGUCCACUCUGGAGAGGAGGCACUCUUCCCAGAGGCACUCACUGUUGGCUGCAGCCACCAAGAUGCCCAGCGGAGGCGGUGGAGGAGGAGGUGGGGGAGGGAUGAUACCUCGUCAGCACAGCUUCAGCCAACGAAAUGGUGGGCCCCAUCAGCCACCUCCCCUCCUGGCACGGAUGAACUCGACAGGCAGCGCCUGCGAGGUUCACUACCCCCUCAUCCCCAAUGGGUACCUGACACGCCAGCACAGCUACAAUGGAGAGCAGCAAGAGGUCCCGCACAGGGGCGCUAUAGUCCGCCGAGCCUCCUCUCUCAAACCUGACGUCCCUCCCAAGCCCCUGUUCAUACCUGCCACGUCCCCAGUCAACCAACAGGGAAAGUUCAACUACUGAAGAGGUACACUCCUGGACUAGAGGGGGAGUCUCCCUCAUUGUGUCUUCUUUAAGGAACUUCUCUUUGAAGAAAUGCAGUGGGUUUGAGGUUGCAGACCUUCACAAGAAAACACAACCAAUCGCGUGGCAGCCAGUGUCACUGUGGACGAAAGCCUCAACCAAACUUGUUUUUUCCCUCUUCUUUUUGUCCAACGAAUAUCUUUGUACCAUAUUGGUAUUGCUCAGCUACUUGCUUAUUAUAGAACUGCUGACUCGGGUGACGUGACGCCACCUCCUUAUAUUAGGCUGCCAAUGUCCUCAGUGUGGAUUUACAAUGCAACUUAGUUUUGGGACGCAUUGAUGUUGGAAAAACUUUACACAUCAGUCAUCUUGAAGACUUAAAAGCCAGAGGCUCCUGCGAUGCUUAGAUUCAUGCUUUUGCUUAACCUUUUCUGAUGUAGUGUUGG
Messenger RNA from Morone saxatilis (striped sea-bass), 4183 nucleotides. RefSeq names its product sema domain, transmembrane domain (TM), and cytoplasmic domain, (semaphorin) 6E (gene sema6cb). The coding region runs from base 462 to 3737 and encodes 1091 amino acids. The record is from RefSeq and is a predicted model, not a curated record. Lineage: Eukaryota; Metazoa; Chordata; Actinopteri; Moronidae. The transcript is spliced from 22 exons. Gene Ontology annotation, biological process: negative regulation of axon extension involved in axon guidance; axon guidance; semaphorin-plexin signaling pathway. Gene Ontology annotation, molecular function: chemorepellent activity; semaphorin receptor binding.